CUUGAAGCUUCGAAUUUAGAGGAAGCCGCAGAGAGCAGAAACCACAGAGGGGAUUCUUGCUCAGUGAGCAGAAGACUCAGUAAAGAUUCUUGCUCAGCGGAGAAAGGUAUAGAAGAGGCUGCUGUUGAAGAGAGCGACACGGCUAAAGGCUGUGCACAAAGCUUCGGUAGUUGUAGUACAGAUGAAGUUGCAACCUAUCUGCAACAACGAAAUGCGAAGGAGCCUAUAAGAACAGACUCGCCCCCGUACUCGAAGAAGUCAUGUCAAGCAUCAAGCACUAGCCACCAAACUAUCUGCGUUCUCUUGCGAUCUUUACACUCACUAGAAUGGCACAGCUUGGCUUGUCGGUUAGCAGGCUCCGCGGGUGUCCUUGAUAUGGCGCGAAGUGGGGACCUCCGAUCCUUAGAAACGUGCGCAACAGUAUUUGCUGCCGCUUUUUCCGCGGAAGGACGAAAAAAUCUUGUAGCAAGAGAUAAUGUGGCAGAAUUUGCGAAGGCCCUGAGAGGCUCAGUUGGACAAUGUUGGGACCAGCGUUUCGAGUCAACAGAAAUGCUCACUGAGGAUUUUCUUUCCCAGGCGUCGUUUUUACUACGAGCGCUGGUCGAAAUUCGGAAGGCGAUAAGUGGAGCGGAAAAUGAUGGUAAAAGUUUCGUCAAGAUGAAGGAUAAAGAAUCGCUACAAGAGGCACAGCGUCCUUCGUCGACCACGAAGUCCUUCGACGAUCUUUCUCUGCUCUGCACCAGUCUGCGAUCCUUUCUACUUGAUCGUGUAUCUAUUCGUCGCUUUGCCUCCACUUGUCCCGAAACUGGUUACGUUACGUACCAGAAGAAAACGCAACAGUGGCUGGCGGCCUUGCAGACUUCUUGUAAUAUACUGAGAGAGCCAUCCCGAGAACUGCUAAUCCAACUUGCGGGUGUUGGCAAAAUGCGAAAGAAGUUGUUGCUGGCAAGUUUAGAGGGACUGGCUGACUUGGAAGAUUUGGCGUACGCGUUUGAUAGAAGCUGGAAACAAGAUUUUAGUGAACUGUCGAAUGUAGUCAAGCCUAACUCAACGAAUACGAACGGAACACGCUCAACGAAUACAAUGAACUCAACAACAUCAGUUGCGCCAUCAUCUUCCAGAAGCAGGACAUCUUCAACGACAGACAAAGACAAAAACUGGCUGAAUAAAUUGUGGCGCGUAUACUCAAAAAAGCUUCGGGGACAAGCAACUCCACCUGGUAGAUCGACAAGAACGACAGCACAAGUUGUACAGCAUAGUUGUACGGACGAAAAAUGGACAACUCGUGAUUAUGUGCAGGCCCUUGAGGUUUCUGGGCGUGGUCUGCAUCAGCCAACAGCGAGUGUGUGGGAGGACGUAUUUUCUCAUCUUUCGAUGGAGGAGUGCGACUUUUGGUUACUGGGAAGAUUCGUGAACGCCCUAGUCGCGUUGGAUGAAGUCGAACGUGCUGAACCACUACUACAUGUUUUGGAAAAUGUCAUGCGUCAGCGUAUUAAGAUGCUGCAAAGUCAACCAGGCAGCAAUAGGAGAUGUCGAAAGAAGAUGCUUCUGCAGGCAUGUCCGCAGCAGAAGCAGAAGCUGCCGAAAACAAAUGCCGAAGAUGUGCGAAUACACGUACAACAAGGGAGUAGUCCUCUUUCUUGCGAAGAGCAGCUCUCGAAAAAGGCAGAGCAGAGUGCCUCUGCUUGGAUCGAAGACGAUCAAUCUACUCCGCAAGGCCUUGCCAAAAGUACAACUAAGCCUAAGGGAAGCAGCACAAAAAACGCAGUACCACUGCGAGAGCAUCCGGAAUUUCUGUGGCGCAGUUUACAAGCAAUAGCCUAUCUUCAUAAUAUUAUUGGAGGGAUAGAUCAAGACCGCGUUGAAAAAAGACCAGUGAAUGGAGGGUCUUCGACUUCGACGCUUCAAGCGGGCGCCAGCCUUUGCCUAACGAACUACAGGACUUCAUUGGAGAAUCUUUUUCUUUCUCAUCUUCACGCCCACGCGCUGUUAAGUGGCAUUGUUCCCGUCACUCUCACUGCAUCACAGCAACGACGAGCAGCGUUCGCUUGUAGUAGUUUUCUUUUGGCACAACGUAGUGACGUCAAGGUAAGAGGAAUGAGGAGAGGACGAGAGGCUUUGUUGAACGGGUUAAGUCUGUCUGUGUUAAGAUGUCUUUGUCGUGACGGUCCGUCUUCCAUCCUAAGUGUAAGUCCUUCAAUAAAUGUGCUAAGGAGUACUAGUAGACACAAAGCAUGUAAAACGGAGAUUGCAGGAGAUGUGCGUAAGUGUCUCUUUCAAAUUUGGCCUUCUCCGCAGAAACGGCUUCAGACAGAAGUAAGACUAAACUUUACUUCAUGUGACUUUGUUUUAGCGACGAUCUGAAUGCGAUUUUUUUCGGAUCCUUAAGAUGAGGACUUUCAACAUGACGCAAGUAGCAAUUUUAUCCAGUAAAUCUAAUUCAAUCUUCCAG
Molecule: messenger RNA, 2452 nt
Organism: Amoebophrya sp. A25
Lineage: Eukaryota; Dinophyceae; Syndiniales; Amoebophryaceae
Source: the annotation of a GenBank genome assembly